GUUCAGUACUAUCCGGAAGAGACCUGUGCGGCUGUCGAGGAUACAGAGUUUGCCCAAUUGCCACCAUGUCCCAAGAUUAGGAAGGGUGGAGGAAAUGGUGGAAAUGAUUCGCCUGGUUCCGACUCGGAAGAUUCUACCACUGAGGCUCCGGCACCUGAGACCACUGAGACCACUGGCUCUGGCAACUCCCACGUCACCUACUCCGCUCCGGGCUCCGACAGCACCGGCUCUGGCCCUCAGCCUACUAGCUCAUCAGAUUCUGGCUCAUCAGGUUCUGGCUCGCGAGGUUCUGGCAGCUCACACACUUCGGCCGGAGGUAUCCCAGCUGCUAUGGGUGCUUUUGCUUCCUGGGAGAUGUUAACCGGACUGUCUGUGUUUUUGGCGGACUCUUUUUAUGUUGUUUCUCUUAUUUCCCUCGAUCUGAUGUAG
This is a messenger RNA of Fusarium oxysporum Fo47, 429 nucleotides long. RefSeq lists its product as uncharacterized. The annotation marks the transcript as partial. Lineage: Eukaryota; Fungi; Ascomycota; Sordariomycetes; Hypocreales; Nectriaceae. The record is from RefSeq and is a predicted model, not a curated record. The transcript has 2 exons.